AUUGUCAGCAUCCCCACACAACAAAUCGCCGUGAACUGAUGUGGUUCUAAAGAUUCUGCUUUCUCCGCUGACAAAUUAUUUUCAUGAUGGUUGUUCGCUAUGUGUUGUUUCUCGUGCUCAUAAUAAGCGUUGUCUCCUGUACAAACGGGUAUCAGGUUGAUGCAUUCUGGGACACCUGCGUACAGAAGAAUAUACGCAUCGAGAUCAGCGAUCUGACAGCCUCCGCUACGAUUGAAUUUGCCAUCGUGCCUGCAGGGGGUAUAGUACCCGCCGUUUACCCCUAUACGUUCACAUCAGCGCCACCGUCUAGUUCAGAAGUUCAAACCGUAUCAGACAACACUAUUGACUAUGUGAUCCAUUGGAAAGACAGCACUGAUCCCACGCAAGGACAAGGAUCCGUACCAGUUAAUAAGUGUCAUGGUGGCUAUGUUGUUGACGCAUUUUGGGACACCUGUCAAAGUAGUGAAAUCCGAUUGGAAAUUACUGGCAACGUAGGUGGUGAUGCAGAUAUAUUCUAUGCCAUCGUACAAGCCGGCCAAACACCUCCCAAUCCCAUUACAGACACAAUGACCGUGUCUGGAGUUUCGGGCUCAAAUGCUUUUACUGUUGGUAGCAGUAAUGUCGAUUAUGAAGUCUAUUGGGAGGACACGGACAUCCCCAGUUACAGUGGUGUAAUCUCAAUUCAGAAGUGCGCUAACAUCGCUGGAGAUCCUCAUCUACUGACAUUCGAUGGGUUGAAAUUUGACUAUCAAGGAUAUUGCUCUUACAUCCUCGUCCAAGACUGUCUAAAUGGAAACACGCCGUCGUUCACUAUUGCUGGUGACUUUCGAAGCCGGAAUGUUCGUUCGCCGUACCAAGGUGUAACACGCAUAGUUGCAAUCAACGUGUAUAUUAACGGCAAAUUGAUGAUUAGAAUGCUCGAAGACAAUUCCUUCGAGGUUCAAGGAAAGCUAGUCAACGGAACAUCAGCCUCCGUCGGCCUAGACCUUGGCACUGUGCAGACAGUACGAGGUACAACGAUAGUGCGCCUGCACAACCCGCGUUUGACAAUCACGUGGAGAGGAAAGCCACAUCAAAUACUGAUGGCCCUGAACAGCAAUACUAUGUAUGGUAAUGUGUGUGGGCUGUUGGGAAAUGCUGACGGUAAUCCAGAAAACGAUCUUAUCAAGCCUGACGGGUCUCCUGCGACAGAUGUCGACGAGUUUGGAGAUAGUUGGAAAAUAGCAAACAGCUGUCCGUAAUUCACCAAUGUGAUUCCUAGAAGACACAACCAAGGAAGAAGAAGACACACUGCAACCGGCGUUGUCUACUGCUACCCUUGACACAAUCAAUUGAUAAAUAAAUAUUGAAAUUAUAUCGCGAUCCCCUUAAUAGAAACCACAAUUCUCACAUCUUCAUGUGUUACAUUAGAAAAUUAUUUAUCUAAAAUGUAAUGAUAUACAUAGCGUAAUACAAAUUGUAUUUAAUGUUCAAUAAACAAUAUUGCGUCGUGCAUGCUUGCAAUAAAAAAUCUGUAAUGGUAACAUAUGUGAUGGGAUCAGGAGUGUUAUCCGUUUCAUUGUAUUUAAAUAUAUACUUAAGCUGUGAAUUACCAUA
Messenger RNA from Saccoglossus kowalevskii, 1596 nucleotides. RefSeq names its product IgGFc-binding protein. The record is from RefSeq and is a predicted model, not a curated record. NCBI's taxonomy places the organism in Eukaryota, Metazoa, Hemichordata, Enteropneusta, Harrimaniidae.